AUUCAGAAUACAAGCAACAAAGACCCUUAGAUCUAGUCAUUUCAUCAUAAACCCAUCUCGAUUCAAUCAUAUGAUCAAGGCUUUUCAAUUCAGUUUCCCAUUUCUCUCUGUAUCAAUUCAUCAAUUUUAUUUACUAACAGAUUCACACCCAUUUGUUUCAAAAUGGGUAGUAAUUAUACUCAAAUCCCUAAAGAUUCUUUCGUUGAAUUGCAAUUACGAGAUCAGAACGACCAUGGAUCUCAAAACCCUAAAUUAUCCGAGAAGGAAGCUUCCCCAAUCUUCCAUCCUCGUGAUUUUGAAUAUGUUAAAUCGGAUGAUUUAGAGUACGAUGACGACAUUGAUCUCGAUAAUUUGCCUCUUGUAAUUGUUCCUAAUCAAGCUUCUGGUUCUGGGAUCUAUGGAGCUGUGUUUAAUUUAGCUACAUCUGUAAUUGGGGCUGGGAUUAUGGCUCUUCCUGCCACCAUGAAAGUUUUGGGGUUAAUUGUUGGAGUUAUUUUGAUAUUCUUAAUGGGUAUUUUGUCUGAAAUUAGUGUCGAAUUGCUUGUUCGAUUUGCUGUUCAAUCGAAAUCGAAUUCUUAUGGUGAAGUUGUUCAACAAGCUUUAGGAAAACCAGCUAGAAUUUUGUCUGAAAUCUGUAUUAUAAUCAACAAUGCUGGUGUUUUGGUGGUUUAUUUGAUCAUAAUCGGUGACGUAAUGUCGGGUUCGCUUCGUCAUAUCGGGGUUUUCGAUCAAUGGUUAGGAAAUGGUUUCUGGGAUCAUCGGAAAUUAGUGAUCUUGAUCGUUAUGGUUCUGUUUCUUGCUCCCCUAUGUGUGUUAGAUAAGAUCGAUUCUUUGAGCACGACGUCGGCGGCUUCGGUUGCACUUGCGGUCGUGUUCGUGAUUGUGGCGUUUGUCGUUGCGUUUAUUAAGCUCGUGGAAGGUAAAAUUGAAGCUCCGAGGUUGGCACCGGAUUUCAGUUCAAAAAAGGCGAUUCUUGAUUUGUUGGUUGUGAUUCCGAUCAUGUCGAAUGCGUAUGUCUGUCAUUUUAACGUUCAGCCGAUUUAUAACGAGCUCGAAGAACCGUCGCCGAAAAAGAUGAAUAAAGUCAGUCGUUUGACGACCAUUCUUUGUGUCAUGAUCUACGCUUCAACUGCCAUCGCGGGAUAUCUUUUAUUCGGAAACGAUACAGAAUCGGAUAUCCUAACGAACUUUGACAAACCCCUCGGGAUUAAGUUCAGUACGGCUUUGACUUACAUCGUGCGUGUCGGAUACGUUCUUCAUUUGGUUCUUGUUUUCCCUGUUAUCCAUUUCUCAUUACGGCAAACGGUCGAUGCGUUGGUGUUUAACGGAUCGGCUCCGUUAUCCGAGAGCCGUAAAAGGUGUUUAGCAUUGACUUUUGUGCUUCUAGCACUCGUAUACUUGGGAUCCACUAUGAUCCCAAGUAUUUGGACCGCUUUCAAAUUCACCGGUGCAACCACGGCCGUGUCAUUGGGGUUUACUUUCCCAGCCCUUAUCGCACUUCGGUUAAGUAGCCAAGGGCCCGGUCUGACUAGCCGAGAGCGGUUUUUGGCUUGGUUGAUGUUGAGUUUAGCCGUCAUGGUUAGCUUUGUUGGAACCAUAGGUAACGUUUAUAGCAUGCGAAGUAAAUCCGAGUGAUGUAUUUCGCUCGAUAGUAACAAACGCCUCCACUGAUCGACCCUUGACUCGGGCAAAAACGCCACCGACACGACCUUUUUUGCAAAAUGACCAAAUUGCCCUCGAGUUAGAUACUGAUGUUAUAAAAUCGUGUAUGAUCAAUUUUUACCUUUUAAUUUUGAUUAAAUUUUUAUUCUUGUAAUAAAUAUUUGUAUUUGUGUACAACGAGAAUGUUUAAAGUGCGAUCAUUACUAUGAUUAUUAUUUUGUUUGA
This is a messenger RNA of Cynara cardunculus var. scolymus (artichoke), 1887 nucleotides long. RefSeq names its product amino acid transporter AVT6E-like. The record is from RefSeq and is a predicted model, not a curated record. Lineage: Eukaryota; Viridiplantae; Streptophyta; Magnoliopsida; Asterales; Asteraceae. The transcript is spliced from 2 exons. Gene Ontology annotation, molecular function: amino acid transmembrane transporter activity. Gene Ontology annotation, biological process: amino acid transmembrane transport. Bases 163 to 1635 code for a protein of 490 amino acids.